AUGAAAAGCGCAAAUGUACCCACAGAAAAUGUGUUGUCACAAGUCACCCAUUUGACUCCUGUUGAUGUUUCGGAACUUCUUGUGCGUCGUGGGGGUGUCGAGCCUGUUAUUUCACCACCUCGCGCUGGGGUAUACUUCGGGCAGCUGCCUCAUGGUUUUGGGCGAAUGGUGAGUGAAACGAAAAACCAUUGCCUUCAUUGGUCCUCGCAUGAUGUCACGCGGUCCCCAGCUGUUUGUUUUCCGGUUGUGGGUGACAUUCUCCGGCGUGAGAAGAGGAGCGAAAUGAUACAACUUACUCAUAAAGAUGGCGCAACCUCCUUUUUCGCUCCACAAAAACGCGAGCGCGGACGCAUUGAAGCAUUGUUGUUCUUGGGGAGUGCUGAAGGCGGCCACACUCAAAUGUUUCGACCCGUACACAACUCGUGGAGUUUUCAUGCACAGAUGCUGACAGGAACUGAGCGCAACGGCCUCUGUACCACUUCUCAGUUUAUGGAAUUAUUCUUAAAGAAGCUCGUGAUGUGGGUUUUCUAUUAUCUCGCACGCACUUCAGCUACAUAUAUCACUAUCUAUAAUUUGGAAAUGGCCUUUCCUAUACUGACUGCAAUAUCUUUGCAAGACCGUCGCUACCUUGUGGAGGAGGCGGCGAAUCGUUUUGCGCUGGGGAUGCUAUCCUACUACGAUGAUCGUAUUAUAUGCCGGCAGCGUCCUCCCGUAAAUGCAGUCUUAUUGCUUUCAACGGAAGAGUUACGUAGUGUGACCUCUGUUGAGCAAGCGUCCGCUGCUUUCAUAUAUCGUUGCCAAAUGAAACAUAACACCAUAUUGAGCGCAUUGCAGUACAUUAUCGAAUAUUGGGGUAAACGAAGCACUGUCUUUAGAUCUUCAGUAAUCCAGCAAGCGGUUUCCAUUAUUCUGUCGCAUGUGUCGUGCACGUACUCUUUGCUCCCAGCGUUGGGAGCCAAAUCGUGGAUUCGAACCUGUACCUUCAGACACAUGCUUUUACUGCUUUCACAACGUGGAGAGACCCUUGCCACAAGCAUUGUCUCAACUCUUCGAAGUUCGAGACCCCUGAAAGCAUCGCGUUGUGCUGAAUUUAGUAAAAUGUUGGAGCAACUUGUGCUAACCGAGCCUCUCGCUGUUGGGCCGGUCAGUGACACUUCAGAAAUGCACGAAGUAGAGGAUGUUUUCUUUCUCGAAUCCGUCACCCUGGAAUCCAAUCCAAAUACCAAGACGGUGUGGAAGGCAGAAAAGAAUACGUUCCGCUUCGCAUCGGUGCCGUCUGCCGAUAUUCCGUCCGUAUCCGAUAAACAGCUAAUAGGUAAUAGCGCUGAUCUGUUGUUCGCGACCGCGUUGUAUUCUUGCGGUCGAUUACAAUUCUCUUUGCCACUGCUAAAAUGCGCACAUGCGAAGGCGGAAACGUGUCUCAAAUUGCAUCUCGGCGGAGAUCUUUUCGUGGACUCCGAUAGUGAUUCUGAAAAGGUCGUGUGGCGCUCUCUGAGGAUGGGUAAACGAAGACGUAAAGGUUAUUAA
Molecule: messenger RNA, 1527 nt
Organism: Trypanosoma brucei brucei TREU927
Lineage: Eukaryota; Euglenozoa; Kinetoplastea; Trypanosomatida; Trypanosomatidae
Gene: Tb927.4.350
Exons: 1
Coding region: 1-1527 (508 amino acids)
Source: RefSeq, a predicted model, not a curated record